Molecule: messenger RNA, 315 nt
Organism: Prorocentrum cordatum
Lineage: Eukaryota; Dinophyceae; Prorocentrales; Prorocentraceae
Source: the annotation of a GenBank genome assembly
AUGCAGACUCGCUCCGACCGCUUCUAUGUGACCAUGCACGGCUCGAAUGACAUCUUCUGCAUGAAGAGCAUAAUCGUGCCCAAAGACAACUCCACCUGGCCUCACCCAUUCUGCCCAACCCUUGAUGUCUUCCUUGACAGCUUCCAACGAGUGGUCUCCGUCGAUGUAAACCAUAUCUGCAAGGCCCUCCAUAUUUUCUCGAGCUUGCCGGGAUGUCAUUCGCCAAAGCCUUGCUCGUUCACCAAACCGCGCGUACAAGUCCAUCACCUCAACAUAGUCUGCCGAUUUGUAAACACGCGCCUCUCGUUCGUCUGA